AUGUCCACUCCCCUGUUAAACCAUCUAUCUUGUCUCCUCCCCCAGAGACCAAACUACACCCUUUCCAUCGGCAGCGGCUCUGGCCUCCUUGAAGCCCUUCUCGUCCAUCGUCAUCCCAAUCUAUGCAUCCAGGGCGUGGAGGUCCACUCAUCUGUGAACCGGUACCUAGCUGAUGAGGAUGUGCAUGUUGUUGGUGGGACGUGGGAUUUACUACCUCCAUUACCAUUACCAGCACUACUGCCUUCAGAACAACAACAGUCUGGGGCUGGGGAGACAGGUAAGAUUGGUAUCUCAGGACCUCGCGCUUGUAUGUUUGUCUAUCCGCGUGAACCGGCCCUGGUGGGGAAGUAUCUGGAUUUAUACUGUGUUCAGAAUCAGAAGGACAAGCAACAGCUAGAGAUGGUUCUAUGGUUAGGUCCGCGUGUGGAUUGGCCGGAUUAUGAGGCUGUUUUCCGAGGGUGGUUUGUGAACAUGGAAUUUGAAGAUGUGGGGUUGCCGGAGUAUGAGAUGUUGGUUGUUGCGAGGAUAGUAUAA
Aspergillus tanneri is the source of this 534-nucleotide messenger RNA. RefSeq lists its product as uncharacterized. Bases 1 to 534 code for a protein of 177 amino acids. Lineage: Eukaryota; Fungi; Ascomycota; Eurotiomycetes; Eurotiales; Aspergillaceae. The record is from RefSeq and is a predicted model, not a curated record. The transcript has a single exon.